This is a messenger RNA of Lucilia cuprina (Australian sheep blowfly), 1677 nucleotides long. RefSeq names its product uridine-cytidine kinase (gene Uck). Gene Ontology annotation, molecular function: kinase activity; ATP binding. Bases 1 to 936 code for a protein of 311 amino acids. Gene Ontology annotation, cellular component: cytoplasm; cytosol. The record is from RefSeq and is a predicted model, not a curated record. The transcript is spliced from 6 exons. NCBI's taxonomy places the organism in Eukaryota, Metazoa, Arthropoda, Insecta, Diptera, Calliphoridae.
AUGGAUUCGGAAAACGCCCAAACAUUAAGCUUGCCAAAUGGCGAUGUUGUAAAAAAACCAUUUCUGAUUGGAGUUGCUGGCGGUACGGCUAGUGGUAAAUCGACAGUAUGUAAGAAAAUUAUGACCGAAUUGGGUCAAACCGAUAUGGAACACGAUCAACGACAGGUGGUGACCAUUAGUCAGGAUAGUUUCUAUCGUGAGUUGACUGCCGCCGAAAAGGCUAAAGCCUUUCAGGGCCUCUACAAUUUCGAUCAUCCCGAUGCUUUUAAUGAACAGCUAAUGUUUGAAACUUUGCAAUCCAUAUUGAAGGGUAUAAAAGUGGAAAUUCCAGCCUAUGACUAUAGGACAAAUUCAUUAGAUUAUGAAAAUAAAUUGACUAUUUAUCCAGCAGACGUUGUGCUAUUUGAAGGCAUAUUAGUUUUUUAUUUUCCCAAAAUAAGGGACUUGUUUCACAUGAAACUAUUUGUGGAUACUGAUUCAGAUACACGUUUGGCCAGAAGAGUGCCCCGUGAUAUCAAUGAAAGAGGGCGUGAUUUGGAUGCGGUAUUAACUCAGUAUAUGACUUUUGUUAAGCCUGCCUUUGAAGAGUUUUGUUCACCGACUAAAAAAUUUGCUGAUGUUAUUAUACCCCGGGGAGCAGAUAAUACAGUUGCCAUUGAUUUGAUUGUCCAGCAUAUAAGAGAUUUCCUCAAUAAUCGUUCAUGUCAUGGUUCCACCAGCAACAUUCAAAUGGUCAUGAAUUUAGAUACUCUCAAUGCGGGAGUCCAACCAUAUCUAACAACACAACUAAUGUUAACCUGGGAUCCUUUUCUCGACCACACUGAUAAUAUAUGUAAAGUAAAAGCUUACUAUGCAAACAACCAACACCACCACCCAAACCAGUCACCAGUUAAGAAAAAGCUCAAGAAAACGUCUAAAGACAACUACUUGGCCUAAAUGUUUCUUAUUGCCCGCCUCUCACUAACCAACCACCCAUACACCAAAAUUGUUUAACAUUGCAUCACAACUUCAAUAUGCUAAUAUCAAUUGCAACAACAAUGACAACAGCGUUUUGGCGUAUUUUUAAUAAUAAUAUAAUAUAUGUGUGUUUCUCUUAAUAUACAACUUUUUCUAUAUUUUAAGAUGGAAAUUCGUAUCAAGCCAUACGAAGAUUUUCCACACUGUGCAAGGAAUUGACCAUACAAAGCAAUGUAUUUUUUGAAAAGAAUAAAAAUCUAACACAACACUAAAGACGUAUAAGGAAACAAGAGGAGAGUGUAAAACAAACACACACUUAAUGAAGAAGACAACGAAAUACCUUUUUGUAAAGUAUGUGAUUACAAAGUAAAUAUCUUAAACAAAACCUAAUAAUAUUCAAUAAUUUUUUAUUUUAAUUAAUUUACCAUUUUGGUACAGACUUCUAAAAAACUGUUUUUUUUUUUAAGAAAAAUUAUAAUUUUUUUAUUUUCUUUUGAUAAUAUUUGAAUAUAAACUUUAAAACAGAAGUUCGAAUUAAGUGCCAUAUACUGAAUUUCAAAGUGCCAUAUUUCGAAUAUUAUUAAAUUGAACAUGUUUUUUUCAGGUUGCUAGAAGUCUGUCCAAAGUUUUACACAAAUAAUUGAGUAAUUAAGUAUAACAUUUUGAACAAACUUCAUGACCAUUAUAACUAAUUCGAUAAUUAUUUUUUUAUUUAUCAAU